Molecule: messenger RNA, 1894 nt
Organism: Theobroma umbraticum
Lineage: Eukaryota; Viridiplantae; Streptophyta; Magnoliopsida; Malvales; Malvaceae
Source: RefSeq, a predicted model, not a curated record
UUAGUUUGCACUUUUAAUCUUUCAAAUUGUAACUGCCUUUUAUAUGUUUCAAAGUUCUGUUCUUUCUUAUGUUUGUCUGCUUCAAACUAGCUUAUGGAUAAAAUGAAUAACCAAUAUGUUGCCUUGGCAGUUUCACAUAGAGAGAGUCCUUGAAUUGUAUGAUUUUAACAGCUGAAGUGAACAAUUAAUAAGAUGGCUUCCACACUGUUUAGAACUAUUCAAAUCCACCCGUUUUUGCUCUACCCAACUGCAAUAUGUAGAAGAAGGAACGGUGUUCUUUACUGCACAAUGAAAAGUACUCAAACUCAAACAGCAACACAAGAAAAGCAGCAGCCUCCCAAAGUCAAAGUCUCACAACAUACUCGGAGCAAAACACUUGAGAAGAUUACAAGAGACUAUGAGGCAAUAAUUGGGAUAGAGACGCAUGUCCAGCUCUUAACUCUCACCAAGGCUUUUUGUAGUUGUCCUUACAAUUAUGGAUGCCAACCAAAUACCAGUAUCUGCCCCAUUUGCAUGGGAUUGCCUGGUGCCUUGCCGGUUUUAAAUUCAAAAGUGAUUGAAUUUGCAGUGAAAUUGGGUCUUGCGCUCAAUUGCAAGCUAUCUCUGAACUCAAAGUUUGAUAGAAAGCAAUACUUCUAUCCAGACCUUCCAAAGGGUUACCAAAUAUCUCAGUUUGAUAUCCCAAUUGCAACUGGUGGUUACAUUGAUUUGGAUCUUCCUCUUGAGUUUGGUGGUGGUCAUAGGAAGUUUGGUAUUACCAGAGUUCACAUGGAGGAGGAUGCAGGGAAGCUACUUCAUUCUGGAAAUGGAGAUUAUUCUCAGGUUGAUCUAAAUAGAGCAGGGGUGCCCUUGCUUGAGAUUGUUUCCGAACCUGAUAUGAGAACUGGGAUUGAAGCUGCUGAAUAUGCAGCAGAGUUACAGAGGGUGGUUCGAUACUUGGGAGUGAGUAAUGGGAAUAUGCAAGAAGGCUCACUUCGCUGUGAUGUAAAUGUAUCAAUUCGACCAGUCGGGCAAUCAGAGUUUGGGACAAAGGUUGAGAUAAAAAAUUUGAACUCAUUUUCAUCAAUUAACCGGGCCAUUGAUUUCGAGAUAGCAAGGCAGGUGAGUCUCCAUAGUCAAGGCCAUGGUGAUCAAAUUGUUCAGGAAACUCGUCUAUGGGAAGAAGGUGCUCAGAAAACAGUUACAAUGAGGAAGAAGGAAGGACUUGCUGAUUAUCGUUAUUUCCCAGAACCAGACCUCCCUGAAGUUAUUCUCACUCAGGAAUAUGUUGAUGGCAUUCACAAUUCUUUGCCAGAACUUCCAGAAAUGAAGCGUCGGAGGUAUGAGAAGAUGGGCCUAAGCAUGCAGGAUGUUCUUUUCCUGGCAAAUGACGUAAAUGUGGCAGAAUACUUUGAUGCAACAAUUUCAAGGGGUGCUGACUUUAAGUUGGCUGCCAAUUGGAUAAUGGGUGAUAUUGCUGCCUAUAUGAAAAAUGAAAAGCUUUCUAUUAAAGAGAUCAAACUUAUGCCAGAAGAGCUAGUAGAGCUGAUAGCUUCCAUUAAAAGUGGGACUAUCAGUGGAAAGAUUGGAAAAGAGAUAUUGUUUGAGCUGCUAGCCAAAGGUGGUACCGUCAAGGGACUGAUAGAAGAGAAGGAUCUAGUUCAGAUAGUAGAUCCUGUCGAGAUUGCGAAAAUGGUAGAUAAAGUGCUGUCAGAAAAUCCAAAGCAGCUAGAACAAUAUCGUGGUGGCAAAACUAAGUUACAGGGUUUUUUCGCCGGUCAGGUAAUGAGAAUAUCAAAAGGCAAAGCAAACCCUGGACUUUUGAACAAAAUCCUUUUGGAGAAAUUAAAUGUCAAAAGUUGAAAAGUUCGUCAGUAGGUAUCAGGGCAUGGAUUUUUUUUUUUCAAAAAUUAAA